Messenger RNA from Rhodotorula graminis WP1, 2454 nucleotides. RefSeq lists its product as uncharacterized. Lineage: Eukaryota; Fungi; Basidiomycota; Microbotryomycetes; Sporidiobolales; Sporidiobolaceae. Bases 1 to 2454 code for a protein of 817 amino acids. Gene Ontology annotation, molecular function: zinc ion binding; DNA-binding transcription factor activity, RNA polymerase II-specific. Gene Ontology annotation, cellular component: nucleus. The record is from RefSeq and is a predicted model, not a curated record. The transcript is spliced from 11 exons. Gene Ontology annotation, biological process: regulation of DNA-templated transcription.
AUGGCCGCUGGACCGUCGAGCGCGCGCAGCGCAAGCGCGAGCGAGGACGCGACGCCGUCCCCCGUCGAUGGGCCCGGCUCGUCGCUCGGAGGAGGCGGUCGAGAAGAUGCGGGAGAAGUGGGCAGCACGGGCGCGGCGGGCGCAGGGCGCAAGCAGGGGGCCAAGCGCGGUGCAGCAGGCGAGCAGAAGCUCGACAAGGACGGCAACCCCAAGAAGAAGCGCAAACAGCUCGUCGCGUGCGACUCGUGCCGGCUGAGGCGCGUCAAGUGCGACAAGGCCGACAAGGAGGGCGGCGACUGCAGCGAGUGCGCCCGCAAGGCCAUCCACUGCACCGACACGUACGUCAAAAACAAGCCCAAGGUCGUCCGAGGCGGCAAGCUCAUCAACCAGGCCAAGGCGCUGUACGGCGACAACGGCCAGUCGCCAGGCGUCACCUCGCCGCCGUCGCCCGUCAAGAACGAGUACGAGCUCCAGGAGGACCCGCGACGGUUGUCGGCCUCGACCGCCUCCAUCAACGCCACCUCGCCGUCUGCGCGCCUCGCGUCCCUGUCUCUCGGCCACGACCUGGGCGACCAUCUCGUCCGCGUCUUCUUCGACGUGUUCCAGCCUCAAUGUCCGCUCGUCGACACGAUGUUGUUCCUCCAGGCGUGGGAGAACGCCGGGCGCGUCACCGAGAACCUGAGCCCGGCCAACGAGUGCCUCGCCCUCGUCAUCCAGGCCUGGGCAGCUCGCCUCACCGACCACCCGGCGGCCAUCGGCAACGGCGCGCCCUCGCUGCAGGACCUGCGCAACGGCGCGAGGCGGGACUUUACGGCGGUCGGCAACCGGCGCGAGGAGUUUGCGAGGACGGCGAUGGAGCGGGCGAUGGUGGCAGUCGAUCAGCGAGGCGCGCUCCGGCUCAGCAGCGCGUCGUGCUGCGCCGCCCUCACCCUCCUCGAGUUCCUCAUUACCUGGGGUGACGCGCAGCGCGCGCACACGACCGGCCGGUACCUCCUCGCCGCCGCGAGCGAGCACUUGCGCAACCUUCAGCUCGACCAGUGCGACGACCCGACCGAGCGACCUCUGCGACCCGAGCAGGCGUCGAACGGCACGCUCCUCUGGAUGCUCUACACGCGCGACUCGCUCUCGUCCAUGUUCGGCGGUCGCUUCUGCUCCUUGACCGACGCCGACCUUACGGCCUUCUCGCCGCUCAUGACGGGCAGCAUCACGGCCGACGUCAUCCCCUACAUCACCUCGAGCGACCCGCUCCUCCUCUCGGGCCUCGCCGUCGCCAGCAUCUUCCGCUACCUCGUCUCGACCGUCCGCGACACUGUCAACCGCCUCACGAACCCGAUCGCUCGGCGACAGCGUGUGUCGGAGCAGAUGGUGCAGGAGCUGUGGGCCGCGAUCGACGAGGGCGGUCGGUACGGCUCGAUCUUUCGAGCGUCGGUGGAAAGGACGAGUUUCGGGCCCAACGCGCCCAACAUCGACGUGUGGUUCCGCGACAUCGUCGCCAUGCGCUCGCAGCACCUCCUCGGCAUCCACCUGUGCCUGUCGGACCGCCUGCGCGAGGAGGAGAUCAAGGCGGCGACGCAGCCUGCAGGCGAGGGCGAUGCCGCGUACCUCGACGUGCUGCGUCGGCUGCACCGCCAGUCGGACGAGCGCUUCUUCCGUGUCUCGAGGGAGUACUGCGACCUCUUGCAUCGUUACGGCGGCAACCUCCUGUUCUCGGCGUCGGUCACGGUCGAGUACUCGUCGCACUUCCUCAACCAGCUCAUCGACACGCCGGCGUGGGAGCAAGGCGGGCCGAACGACUAUCCGUGGACGGUCAAGGUCGAGGAGGUGACGCGCUGCUUGGAGGUCGUCCAGCUCGCCGGCUGGUCGUGGGGCGGGUUCGACGCCGUGUGCGACCGGGCUCGCCAAGCGCUGUCGCAGCAGGGCGCCCAGCUCCACCACCGCCCGCCUCCCGGCGCCCUCCUCCCGCCGAUCUCGACCUCGUACGCGCCCGGCGGCCUCGUCGCCAACGCGCCGCCGCCCUCGCACAGCGGCGCCGCCGACUGGCCGUCGAUGCACGCCCACGACGGCCACGGCCAAGGCCCGAGCCACGGCGGCGCCAUGUACGGCGCGCACAAGCUUCGCCCGCCGUCCUUCUCCAACUUCUCGCCCGUCAGCCCCAACGGCGCGCCGCCGACGCCGCAGAGCCUCCCGAGCGCGCACUCGGGCACCCACUCGGCGCACAUCUCGCCCGUCGGGACGGGCGCAGGCGGCAUGCUCGCGCCGCCGAUGCCGCUCCCGUCUCACGGCGCCGCGUUCGGUUCGCCCGGCGGGCACGGUGCGGCGGGCGACUUGCGCAGGAGGACGCUGCCGCCCAUCUCGACGUACCGCCUUUCGAGCGUCGACGAUCCCUCUUCGUCGACGGCGGCCAACUCGCAUUUCCUCCCUGCCCCUCACGCCUCGACCACCGGUGGACACUGA